Molecule: messenger RNA, 2037 nt
Organism: Emys orbicularis (European pond turtle)
Lineage: Eukaryota; Metazoa; Chordata; Testudines; Emydidae
Gene: IL27RA
Product: interleukin 27 receptor subunit alpha
Exons: 14
Coding region: 1-2037 (678 amino acids)
Molecular function (GO): protein binding
Source: RefSeq, a predicted model, not a curated record
AUGAGGAAGAGAUGGAGGGGAGCGUGGCUCCUGCUGCUGGCACUGGAGACCUUUGGGUUUCAGGAAGGUGACCCAGAGGAACCCACGGGGCUGAUGUGUUACCAGAUGGGCCCCAGCAGGGGCAUGAAUUGCACGUGGCCCAGCAGGACUGGCCCUGAGGCUAACACCACUUACACCCUCCACUACCAGAGCCUGAAGUUCAAACGCAACCAGACGCGGAGUUCCCAGGCCCCCGCCGGACAGAGCUGGGUGGUGAUUGGAAGAAGCAGCCUGACGCACAAUGAGAACUAUGCCGUGUGGGUGGAGGCUGGUGACGGGACCCAGAUCACACCAAGGCUAACUCUGACCCCGCACGAGAUAGUGAAACCGGAUCCUCCUGUACUGAGCCUAGUGGACGUGACCCCUGUGGUCACCGUGACCUGGACAAACCCCCAAUGGCCCCAGCAUUUCUCCCUGGAUCUGGCCUGCCACCUUCGCUACCGGGUGUCUGGGACCCCCAACUGGACCAGGGUUCAUGAGGAGGAUGUUGAGCCCAACAUCUACGAGUUCUCCAGCCUGGAGCCUUUCACGGCCUAUGAGGUGCAGGCUCGCUGCAUCCCUGGGGACCGGAAGGGCUUCUGGAGCGACUGGAGCCCGUCCCAGACCUUCCAGACCCCCGAGGCUGCCCCGCUGGGCCUGGUGGACGUGUGGCGAGUGGCCAGCCCCCCUGAGUCCGGAGAGCCCAGCCUGCUGCUGCUGUGGAAGCCGCUCAGUUCUGAAGCAGCCAGGGGAGUCAUUCGCAGCUACAGCCUGGCCUUCCGGAACGGCAGCAACAGCUCCGAGAGCCUGGAGGCCGCCUGCUGCAACGUGAGCCUCCCCUCCAGAACCACCCACGUCUGGAUCUCGGCAAACAACCACGUCGGGCGGACGCAGCCUGCCAACCUCAGCUUGGAGCGGCAGGAUCUGCCUGCCCCGGCGGGGGUCCGGGCUGCGGCCGUGCAUGGGCAGGAUCUCCUCGUUACCUGGGAGCCUAGCAAGGACCCUCUGGAAGGGGAGCCCACGGAGUAUCUGGUGGAGUGGGACGAGGAGUGCAGCAGCUCAAAGGCGGCAUCCCUGGACUGGGUGCGCAGUCCGGCUGGCACCCACAGUGCCCGGCUGACAGGUGACUUCAGACCACGGGUGCCGUAUCAGGUCCGCGUGUACGGGCUGUACCCCGGGGGCUUUGGUGCAUCGGCCCCUGUCCGAGCCUACACCCAGGAAGGAGUGCCAUCGGCAGGGCCCCAGGGCCUGCAGGAUCAUAGCAUCUCCAAGGAGGCGUCCAUCAUCUCCUGGGAAGCGAUCCCCCUGGCGCAGCGCAACGGGCACAUCACUCACUACACCCUCUACCUCGCCACGCCCACGGAGAGCCCACAGACCUACCAGCCCAUCGCUGCUACAGAGACAAGCUACAACCUCUCAGGUCUGGAGCCCGGCACCUCCUACCAGCUCUGGAUGACGGGCUCCACUUUGGCCGGGGAAGGAAACGCCAGCUCCAUCCACCUCUUCCACACGCCAGAUUCCCGCUGGGAGGCCGUCCUGGCUUCCCUCCUCGCAGUUGGAUUCCUCCUUUUCCUCGCCUGCGUCCUGGGAGCUGUCCUGCACGUGCAGCUGCUGGACCUGUGCCAGAAGGUGCUGCCCAGCUGGUGCUGGGAGAAGGUCCCGGAUGCCACCCACAGCAGGAUUACGCUGCACGAGGUGGACAGGGAUCCCCACAGCUACAGGGGUCCUUUGGCGCAGGACGCGGCCGCGGAGGAGCCCCCCAUCACCGAGCUCGACAUUGCGGAGCCAGCAGAGCUCGUGAACCACGGCUACUCAACUCUGCCACAGCUGGAGUCUCCUGUGCCUGCCCGGCCCCCCGACGCGGGGGCUGACGACGGGCCCGGGAGCAAGCCCAGGACAGAGGAGCUGGGGCCAAGCAGCCCCACCCUGGAGGAGGCGUGGGGAGAGCAAGCCCCGGUCAUUUCUGGCUACGAGAAACAUUUCAUGCCCACCCUGGAGGAGGUGCUGGGACUGGCCUGA